This is a messenger RNA of Penicillium odoratum, 2481 nucleotides long. It is a transcript of the gene mrd1, whose product is annotated as RNA-binding ribosome biosynthesis protein MRD1. Bases 1 to 2481 code for a protein of 826 amino acids. The transcript is spliced from 4 exons. Lineage: Eukaryota; Fungi; Ascomycota; Eurotiomycetes; Eurotiales; Aspergillaceae. The record is from RefSeq and is a predicted model, not a curated record. Gene Ontology annotation, molecular function: RNA binding.
AUGGAAAAUACUCGGGUGUUUGUCAGUGGGCUUCCGCCCACUUGCUCAAAUGAUCAGCUUCGCAGUCAUUUUGCAACGCGCUUUCAAGUGACAGAUGCCCAUGUCUUGCCUAAACGCCGCAUGGGUUUCGUCGGCUUCAAAAGCCAUGAGACAGCUCAAGAAGCCGUGAAAUAUUUUAACCGGACCUUCUUGAAGAUGUCUAAGAUCACGGUAGAUAUUGCUCGACCGAUUGAUUCCAAGCCUAGUCAUCCGACACGACGUGAUGCAGACAACUCUGCGGAGGGUGCACUCAAGCGGAAGAGGGACAAUGAAAAGGCACAGGACCCCAAGCUGAAGGAGUAUAUGUCUUUGAUGCAGACGGGCAAGACCCGGACAUGGGCAAAUGAUGAUACCAUGGCAGCCCCAGCCGCGGAUUCCGCCCCGGUCAUUAACCAACUUCCCAAAGACACUAGUGUGGCGGAGGAAGUGCCUUCCCAGCCCAAGAAAGCCCGGAUCGAAGAGCCCCUGCCUGUUGCUACUCCCGAGGAACCUGAACCGAUGGUCAUCGACCAGAGUGAAGAGGACGGGACUGAGGAGACACCAGCACAGGAGGAGCAAGGUGAAGAAGAGGCUGCCCCUGCAUCCGACAUGGACUGGCUGCGGUCGAAGACAAGCCGUCUGUUAGGCCUUCUGGACGAGGAUGAGCAGGCCGAGUUUGAAGAGCGAAAGGUCGACAAGCCGGUCGAGUCUCGGAGUUCCCCCAAGGAUGAAUCUCGUAGUGCAGCCAUUGAGAAGAUCACCUCUGAGCCUUCGCCCCAGCCCGAGACUAAUGUUGAUGAGCCAGUCGAUGAGCCAGCAGAAGAGGAGGAAGCAACUGAAAUUACACCAGAGCAGGCAAGAAAUAUUGAGCUCAUCCGUGAUUCUGCUCGGUUGUUCUUGAGAAAUCUUUCCUACGACUUGAAGGAGGAGGAUCUUCACCCUCUAUUUUCGCCGUUUGGCAAAACUGAAGAGAUUCAUGUGGCUUUUGACACUCGUACUGAGACCAGCAAGGGGUUUGCCUACGUGCAGUAUCAUGAUGCUGAUGCUGCUGUUGAGGCAUAUAAGACCCUUGAUGGAAAGCAUUACCAGGGUCGCCUGCUUCAUAUUCUUCCGGCUGCCGCCAAGAAGAGUUACAAAAUUGACGAGUAUGAGUUGUCCAAGCUUCCCUUGAAGAAGCAAAAGCAGAUCAAGCGUAAAAUGGAGUCCGGUUCCUCAUCAUUCAGCUGGAAUUCCCUUUACAUGAAUACUGAUGCUGUAAUGUCAUCCGUGGCUGAAAGACUUGGCGUUUCCAAAGCAGAGCUUUUGGAUCCCACCUCCUCUGAAGCCGCUGUCAAGCAAGCACAUGCUGAGACGCAUGUGAUUCAAGAGACCAAGGCUUACUUUGCCUCGAACGGAGUAAACAUUGAUGCCUUCAAAGAGCGUGAAAGAGGUAACACAGCUAUCUUGGUGAAAAACUUUUCGUAUGGUGUCAAGUCUAGUGAUCUCAGAUCGUUGUUCGAGCCUUAUGGCACGAUCAUCCGACUCCUGAUGCCCCCUAGUGGUACUAUUGCGAUUGUCGAGUUUGGAAGGCCUGAUGAAGCGCAGAAGGCCUUCAAGGGUCUCGCUUACCGCAAGGUGGGAGAGUCGAUCUUGUUCUUGGAAAAGGCUCCAAAGAACUUGUUUGAUGGCACUGCUAGUCCCCAAGUUGCCGCUCCAGAGGUGCGUGGAAAGGGUCAGGGAUUCUCUACCUCGGACACCUUUGCCGCGGACGAGGUUGAGGGAAAUACCGUCACAUCAACUCUCUUCAUCAAGAACCUGAGCUUCACAACCACCAACGAGGGAUUCUUGCAGGUUUUCCGGCCUUUGGAAGGGUUUGUCACUGGACGCAUCAAGACCAAGCCAGACCCCAAGAAGCCUGGACAGACACUCAGCAUGGGUUUUGGUUUUGCAGAGUUCAGAACCAAGGACCAAGCCCAAGCGGCACUUGUUGCCAUGGAUGGCUACAAGUUGGAUGGACACGAACUUGUCAUCCGCGCCUCCCACAAGGGCCACGAUGCUGCGGAGGAGCGGAGACGGGAAGACACAGCCAAGAAGAUCGCGGCGAGGCGGACCAAGAUCAUCAUCAAGAACUUGCCGUUCCAGGCCACGAAGAAAGAGAUUCGUUCUCUCUUUGGUGCGUACGGUCAAUUGCGUUCCGUCCGUGUUCCUCAAAAAUUCGAUCGUUCAGCUCGCGGUUUUGGUUUCGCGGAUUUCAUCAGUGCUCGCGAGGCGGAAAAUGCCAUGGAUGCUUUGAAAAACACGCAUUUGCUGGGCCGCCGCUUGGUGCUGGAAUUUGCAAACGCGGAGGCUAUCGAUGCCGAGGAAGAGAUCGCAAAGAUAGAGAAGAAGAUGGGAGAGCAAGUAGACAGGGUCAAGAUCCAACAGCUUACGGGCGCAGGACGAAAAAAGUUCACUGUAGGGGCCCAGGAGAACGACGAAGCAUGA